AUGAAAGGCAAGCAUAACAUGAUAUUACUAGAUAAUGAGCGGACCGACUUUCCCGUACCACUUGCUCCUGGGGGAGUUGGGGUACGUUACCCGUUAUCUGGUGCCAUCAAUGUUGGGUCAGAUCCCUUCUUGCUUACUUAUGGACAUGGUUUGGGACCCGUCGAACCGCCAAAUUUUGAGACGAGAAAUGUUUUUAGAAGUGCUAACAAUUAA
Enterobius vermicularis (human pinworm) is the source of this 213-nucleotide messenger RNA. Lineage: Eukaryota; Metazoa; Nematoda; Chromadorea; Rhabditida; Oxyuridae. The record is from the annotation of a GenBank genome assembly.